UGACGCUCAUGCUGAAUGUGAAGAAGCAGCUCCACGAACUAAAGACGUUGAUGGUGUAAGACAGUUCAUUCUUUAAUUAGCUGGUGGAUUCAUAAGGCAUCCAAUACGGUGGAACCUUAGGAAAAUAUAAUGAAAUGACAUCUUGCUUGACAGUGAACAAAAAAUGACUGAAGAAAUAGCACAAACAAACAUUGGCUGCAUUGAAGCACAUCUGCCAGAUACCAACAAUAAGGAUGAACAUUGCCUCACAGACAGCAAAACGUUGGUCAAUGAGUCCCUUAAAUUUGAGAGCUCUGUAACUAAAGAGCAGCAAAAAACUUUGGCAGAAAAUUCAGCAAGAAUAAUCCAAAGAGCAUGGAGAAGACACAUCGAUACACAGCUGUUUAAGCAUUACAAAAACAUGAUUAAUUUCAGAGGACAAGGAAACCCUCGAUUUAUGAUGAAAUGUAUUAAUCCAAUUGAGGCAGGAUUACUGGACAGUGCUGCAGGAGUUCAUGUCCGAUUCAGACUAGGAGGAGAAACAUUUCCUCCAAAAAUCUACUACAAAAUAUUCACUCAUCGACCAAUUGUGGAUCUAUGUGCAAACAGUCCCAAAGAUUAUACACAUCCUGCUGCCAAACAGAAACCACCCAGACAAAUUCACAACCGUAACUCUGUGAAAAAACAGGAAGAUGAUCACAAUGGAUGGUACAAACGAUUGGAGAAUAAUGAUUGGAGGAGUCUUUCAGACAAGUACCUUGGAACUACAGUAGAUUAUAUGGAAUUUGAACCUAACAGAAAAAGAACAACUUUUCACCACUGCACCCUCCAGAGAAAACAAGAUGCCAAGAGAAAGCAAAAACAAAAAAAAAUUGAAUGGAUGAAAAAAAUGUACCAGGAUGGCAUACUGCAAGCCCAGACACUGAAUCCAAAUACAGCUGUCCUAGUGCAGAGAGCAACAGAAGGUUUAAUUGACAGCGUAGAGCAGAAAGGCCCUAAUUCUAUCCUUGAUUGGGAGGUGGAUGAAUUACUUGAGUGGACCAAUGCACUGAAUUUUGAAAAGUAUUUAAAUGACUGGACGGAAAUUGCUUGUAGCAGUUCCUCUGCAAAUCUUCCAGGCUCAAGAUCCCACUUUGUGGAAAAUGAUCUCUACAAACAAGUUAGAUUAUGUGUAAUGAAUACCUACGCAGCUAUGCAGGAUGCUGCACAAUAUACUAUUUAACC
Messenger RNA from Hemiscyllium ocellatum (epaulette shark), 1203 nucleotides. RefSeq names its product chromosome 6 C11orf65 homolog (gene c6h11orf65). Bases 164 to 1201 code for a protein of 345 amino acids. The record is from RefSeq and is a predicted model, not a curated record. Lineage: Eukaryota; Metazoa; Chordata; Chondrichthyes; Orectolobiformes; Hemiscylliidae. The transcript is spliced from 10 exons.